GACUACCUUCAAUGCUCUGUGCGCCUGUGACUCUCUUCCCAACCUCUAUCCAACAUUUGCAUCUAAAUCACUCGCGCAUAGUUUAGAUUCCGGUCGUUUCUCGCCGGAAAAUACCUCAGUGUCCGACUGAUCUCAUCGUCUUCAGAUCGCAAUGAAUCCCGAUUACGAUUAUCUUUUCAAACUUUUGCUAAUUGGAGAUUCUGGAGUUGGGAAGUCAUGUCUCCUUUUGAGGUUUGCUGUAAGUUGAUAGGAUGCUAUUUCCAUGUUUGCCAUUCUCUUCCAAUAUAGUAUACUAUGCAGAUGAAACAAGUAGAGGAUUCAUACUGAGCUUGCUUCUUCCAACUUGCUUCUUGCUUCUUCCAACUUCCAAUAUUCCCAUUUUACCCUGCUACCGGAACUAACUACUCUAUAAAGGAGCCGGAGGCCAGAGCUCCUAUUUUUCAGUUACGCUCUGAUAUCUUCCUUCCACACAGAACUUCGCUCCUUCUUCGUCUCUGCAGAUUCUGCAAAAUGCCUCUCCCCGCCGUGAUACUCCGUGCAGUAGCCGCUGUUAAAGCAUAUUUCCGUCGGUGCUUCAACUUCGAAAACUUAACGGACUUGGAUGCUUUCUCUCAGGACACUUUCAAUAUCCUCGCCGAACUCUACUCUACACUUUUCCUUGUUAGUACAUCCAUGACUGCUGGACUAUGGCUCCAAUCUGAGGGUGACGUUGGGGUGCCCUUAACUGUUGUUGGAAUUUCUGGAAGCAUGUUUUGUCUUUUUGCCACGCCUCGAGAUUACGAGGUGUUCAGGAGUUUCUCUCUGUAUGCUGCUGCAUUUUUUAUGGGGGCUUCUUGGUUGCCUUGCACUCAACCUUACCUCAACUUCUUUGAUCCAAAUUACAUCAUUGCUGUUCUUUUGGGUAAUACUCUGUGCGUGGUCGUUUUCCGGACAAUAACCAGGUGGGUAAGAGGACGAGAAAGAUUUGCCAUUUAUUCCUAUGCCGCAUUUUACUCUACUAUACUAUCAAUGGUAUGGACGGGCUACGCUUUCUACUACUUCAAUGUCUACUUGGUUUUAGCGACGUUUUUGUACUUGGUACUCAUCUUGGUGUACGUGAUGCUAUAUAGCCAAGAAAUGGCGGCGAGAGCUGCUGCGGGGCAAGAAAUCGACUCUGUGAAUUUCAGUAUGAGAUUCUUCACUGACGCUCCGGGGAUUUGGAUCUACUCUCUCGUUCUCCUUUUUAGGUUCGCGGACGAGGAAGGAUUGAAGGGUUGGGAACUACUAGCAAUGCUUAAUCAAGCAAUAGCGGAACGCAGACAAGCAAUGAAGCAAGGACCGAAAACGGGGAAAAAGGGGAAACGAAAGGGGAGAAAAAACUAA
Messenger RNA from Ipomoea nil (Japanese morning glory), 1362 nucleotides. RefSeq lists its product as uncharacterized. The coding region runs from base 511 to 1362 and encodes 283 amino acids. The record is from RefSeq and is a predicted model, not a curated record. NCBI's taxonomy places the organism in Eukaryota, Viridiplantae, Streptophyta, Magnoliopsida, Solanales, Convolvulaceae. The transcript has 7 exons.